UCAGUCCUACCGACGCACCGACGCACCGACCCGCAGCUCGACACUCCGGUCCGACGGUGAAAACUUGGCACUUUUCCCGCCUUCACGAGUGAAUUUCCUCCUGAAAAUCAAAAUAAAAGCAACAGCUGGAGCCGAGCAGGACUUUUAUUUUGGAGGAGCGUGUUGUUCUUGUUAAUUGUCACACCUGAGCAGGAUGAGAAGAAACUGAACAGCUGCUCCCGGAGGCGGAGGAGUGUGUUUCUCGGGAUUACCGGACGCGGGAGCCGCUCCCGGAGGAUUAACAGCGGCUGAAGUUGCGGGAGACGCGGGAGAUGCGGGAGGACGCGGGGCGGACGGAGUGAAGCUGCCCGGUGCGCACUUUCCCUCCCCGGCUGGACUGAAGCGCGACAGUCCGCUCCUGCUGCUGGAGGACACUUCAUCACUGUCACUGUGCUGGAUGUAACAACUAAACCGUCUUCUUCUUCUUCUUCUUCUUCUUCUUCUUCUUCUUCUUCUUCUUCUUCUUCUUCUUCUUCUUCUUCUUUCUUCCAAUCACUUUUCCUCUCCGCGCGGAGUUUGUCGCUCAUGGAUCCGCCGCCGUGCGCCUCCUCUCCGGAUGGGCUCGGGCAGCUGUGAGCGGGGCGCGGUGGAGCGGUGAUGGUGUGACAGCGACACCAGAACCAACCCGCAGCUUUUAACGCAGGAGUUUCACAUCUGGUAUACUGGGCCAGUCAGCAGCAGGAUCAGGAUGAGAAGAUGGCUGGCUGUGUGUUUCCAAUGGGACCAGAGAGCUUUCAGCGCUUCACGCCGGACUCCCUGGCGGCCAUCGAGCAGCGCAUCUUGUCGGAGGAGGCCCGACGCAACAAACAAUACCAGGAGGACCUGGGCGAUGUGGUGCUCCCCCGGCCCCGGCCCGACCUGGAGGCAGGAAAACAGCUGCCGCGAAUCUUCGCCGACAUCCCGUCUCAUCUGGUGGGCGUUCCUCUGGAAGACAUCGACCCGUACUACUUCAAAGACAAGAGGACCUUCAUAGUCCUGAACAAAGGGAAGGCCAUCUUCCGUUUCAGUGCCACAUCAGCCCUCUACAUCUUCAGCCCUUUCCACCCCAUCCGCAGAAUCGCCAUCAAGAUCCUGGUCCACUCGUUAUUCAGUCUGUUCAUCAUGUGCACCAUCCUGACCAACUGUUGCUUCAUGGCCAUGUCGGAGCCGGCGUACUGGGCCAAAUACGUGGAGUAUACCUUCACAGGUAUCUACACGUUUGAGUCUCUCAUUAAGAUCUUGGCGAGGGGUUUCUGUGUGGGGCCCUUCACCUUCCUGAGGGACCCCUGGAACUGGCUCGACUUCAGCGUCAUCGUCAUGGCAUAUGUGACUGAGUUUGUGGACCUGGGUAAUGUGUCAGCCUUAAGGACGUUCAGGGUGCUGCGAGCGCUCAAAACCAUCUCUGUCAUCCCAGGCCUGAAGACCAUCGUCGGUGCUCUGAUCCAGUCGGUGAAGAAGCUCGCCGACGUGAUGAUCCUCACCGUCUUCUGUCUGAGCGUCUUCGCCCUCAUCGGCCUGCAGCUCUUCAUGGGGAACCUGCGGCAGAAGUGUGUCCGCAGCACGGCGCACUGCGUCAACGGCAGCCUGCCGACCAACACGUCCUUCUACUGCAACAACAAGACCUGGGCCUCCCUGAAGGACUUCAUCAACGACGAGGAUAACUUCUACAAGGUGGAGGGAGCCAAGGAUGCCUUAAUCUGUGGGAACGGCAGCGACGCAGGAAAGUGCCCUGAUGGGUUCGAGUGUCUGAAGGCGGGAAGGAACCCGAACUACGGCUACACCAGCUUCGACACCUUCGGCUGGGCCUUCCUGUCGCUGUUUCGCCUGAUGACACAGGACUACUGGGAGAAUCUCUACCACCAGACGCUGCGCUCUGCCGGUAAGACCUACAUGGUGUUUUUCGUGGUGGUGAUCUUCCUGGGCUCCUUCUACCUGGUCAACCUCAUCCUGGCUGUCGUCGCCAUGGCGUACGAAGAGCAGAACCAGGCGACCAUCGCCGAGGCCUGCCAGAAAGAGCGAGAGUUUCAGGUGGCGAUGGAGAGACUGAAGAAGGAGCAGCAGGUUGCCGCCCAGAAAGUUCUCGACUCGGACUCACUGAUGUCACCAGAACUCUCGCCGUUCGGUCUGCCACUGGACAGCAUGGAGGAACGUAGGCGGAGUCAAGCGCUGAUGGGCAUGGCUGACGUGGAGGCGAACCUAUCAGAGGAGAAGCUGCUGCAGGUGGACAUGACGGAUGGAGGGAAGCCCCUCCACCCUCUCCUCGCUCGCUCCUUCUCCACGAGGACACGGCGAAGCAGCCAGGUCUCCUCCAUCUUCAACUUCCGCCUGAGGAGCCGCGGCUCGGAGGGGGAGAUGGCUGACGACGAGUACAGCGUCCCGGGCGACGUGGUGGAGGGCGUCGGGGGUCGGACCUACAGCGGCGGGACCUUCAGUGGCAUCCUGCCCCACCCGUGGCCCAAACGACGACCAAGCACCUACAGCAACACCAGCAGGAGCUCCCAGGUAUUUUAUCCGACUCUGAACAUCAACGGGAAGCUGUUUGUCGCCAUGGACCAGAACGGGGUUUCCUCACCACCGCUGCAGGGGCAGCUGCCCGCCUGUACCAUGGAGAAGGUCAAGGAGGAGAGUGUCCCGACGUCCACCACGGAGCUCAGUACGAUGCUGUUGCCUCGCCCUUCGUCCACGCAGGGCUCAGAGCGGCGUGGGAGGGCGCUGAGCGCUGCCAGCUACCUCACUGACGCCAUGGAAGAACUGGAGGAGGCCCAUAAGAAGUGUCACCCGUGCUGGUACGCCUUCGCCGACCGUUACCUGGUGUGGGAGUGCAGCCCCUGCUGGCUGCGGGUGAAGGAGCUGGUGAAGAUCAUGGUGAUGGACCCCUUCCUGGAUCUGGCCAUCACCAUCUGCAUCGUCCUCAACACGCUCUUCAUGGCCAUGGAGCACUACCCCAUGACCGACGAGUUCAACGGCAUGCUGAGCAUCGGAAACCUGGUGUUCUCGGGGAUCUUCACCGCGGAGAUGUUGUUGAAGAUCAUCGCUCUGGAUCCGUACUACUACUUCCAGACGGGCUGGAACAUCUUCGACAGCAUCAUCGUCUGCCUCAGCCUCAUGGAGCUCGGCCUGUCCGACGUCGAGGGGCUCAGCGUGCUGCGCUCCUUCAGACUGCUUCGUGUAUUUAAGCUCGCCCGCUCCUGGCCGACCCUCAACACGCUCAUCAAGAUCAUCGGUAACUCCAUGGGCGCUCUGGGUAACCUGACGCUCGUCCUCGCCAUCAUCGUCUUCAUCUUCGCUGUGGUGGGCAUGCAGCUGUUUGGUAAAAACUACCAGGACUGUGUGUGUAAGAUCUCGAAGGACUGCGCUCUUCCUCGCUGGCACAUGAAGGACUUCUUCCACUCCUUCCUCAUCGUCUUCCGGGUGCUGUGCGGCGAGUGGAUCGAGACCAUGUGGGACUGCAUGGAGGUCGCGGGCCAGCCGCUCUGUAUCCUCGUCUUCAUGCUGGUCAUGGUCAUCGGAAACUUGGUGCUGUUGAACCUCUUCCUGGCUCUGCUCCUCAGCAGUUUCAGCUCUGACAACCUGUCGGCUCCGGACGACGACGGCGAGAUGAACAACCUGCAUAUCGCCAUCCACAGGAUCACCAGAGGCCUGGCCUGGUGCCGGCAGCAGGUGGUCGAUUUCUUCAAUGGGAACCUGAAGCGUCGUCGCCAGAAGAGAAAGGAGGCGAAGGCCAUGAUGAAGCUCAAACGGCUGAGUACCAUCCACACAGAGGCCAACGGAGCUGUCAUAGGACGUCACGUGGAGAAGUACGUGGUGCCGGAGGACGACAGCUACAUGACGAACCCCAACCUGACCAUCAGCGUCCCCAUCGCACCCGGGGAGUCGGACGUGGAGUUCCCCGAGGAGGAGGAGGAGGAGGAGGGGGAGGAGGAGCAGAGCGAGGCCUCUGAGGAAGAGGAGGAGAGGGAGGAGCAGAAAGACGACAUCAGCCUAUCAGAGGGCAGCACGGUGGACCUGAGGAAGCCUGGAGAGGAAGAGGACGAGUACUCAGAGAUGGCUGAAGAGGCCAUGGACCCGGACAACUGCUUCCCAGAGGUGUGCGUCAGCAGGUUUCAGUGCUGCGACAUCGACACGACCGUCGGUCUCGGUCAGAUCUGGUGGAGAACCAGGAAGACGUGUUACCAGAUCGUAGAGCACAGCUGGUUCGAGUCCUUCAUCAUCUUCAUGAUCCUCCUCAGCUCGGGAGCGCUGGCCUUCGAGGACAUCUACAUCGAGCAGAGGCGGGUGGUCAAGGUGGUGCUGGAGUACGCCGACAAGAUCUUCACCUACAUCUUCAUCCUGGAGAUGCUGCUCAAGUGGCUCGCGUACGGAUUCAAGAAGUACUUCACCAACUACUGGUGCUGGCUCGACUUCCUCAUCGUCGACGUCUCAUUGGUCAGUUUGGUGGCCAACACGUUGGGUUAUUCAGACUUUGCAGCCAUCAAGUCCCUGCGGACGCUGCGAGCCCUGCGGCCCCUCAGAGCCCUCUCCAGAUUUGAAGGCAUGAGGGUGGUCGUGAACGCUCUGAUCGGGGCGAUUCCCUCCAUCAUGAACGUGCUGCUGGUGUGUCUCAUCUUCUGGCUCAUCUUCAGCAUCAUGGGCGUCAACCUGUUCGCUGGCAAGUUCGGCCGCUGCGUCAACCGCACGGGCCACAUCUACGAGGCCGCCUUCAUCAACAACAAGUCGGAGUGCGAGGCGCUCAACGACACCACGCUCUUCUACUGGACCAAAGUCAAGGUCAACUUCGACAACGUGGGCGCCGGAUACCUCGCUCUGCUGCAAGUGGCAACCUUCAAAGGCUGGAUGGACAUCAUGUACGCAGCGGUGGAUUCACGAGCCGUGGAGGAGCAGCCUAUCAAAGAGAUCAAUCUGUACAUGUAUCUGUACUUCGUCAUCUUCAUCAUCUUCGGCUCCUUCUUCACCCUCAAUCUCUUCAUCGGCGUCAUCAUCGACAACUUCAACCAGCAGAAACGAAAGUUAGGAGGACAGGACAUCUUCAUGACGGAGGAGCAGAAGAAAUACUACAACGCCAUGAAGAAGCUGGGCUCCAAGAAACCUCAGAAGCCCAUCCCCCGACCUCUGAACUCGGUGCAGGGUUUCUUCUUCGACCUGUCGGGGAAGCAGGUGUUCGACAUCAUCAUCAUGGUGCUGAUCCUCUUCAACAUGAUCACCAUGAUGGUGGAGACGGACGAGCAGUCGCCUCAGAUGGAGUACAUCCUGAACAACAUCAACCUGGCCUUCAUCAUCGUCUUCACCAUCGAGUGCCUCAUCAAGAUCGUGGCGCUGCGAUAUUACUUCUUCACCGUCGGCUGGAACAUCUUCGACUUCGUCGUCGUCAUUCUCUCCAUCGUCGGAAUCGUCCUUGCUGACAUCAUCGAGAAGUACUUUGUGUCACCAACACUGUUCCGAGUGAUUCGACUGGCCCGUAUCGGACGGAUUCUGCGUCUCAUCAGAGGCGCUAAGGGCAUCCGGACGUUACUGUUCGCCCUCAUGAUGUCACUUCCUGCUCUCUUCAACAUCGGGCUCCUCCUCUUCCUGGUCAUGUUCAUCUACGCCAUCUUCGGCAUGGCCAACUUCGCCUACGUGAAGCGCCAGGCGGGGAUCGACGACAUGUUUAACUUUGAGACUUUUGGCAACAGCAUGAUCUGCUUGUUCCAGAUCACCACCUCUGCCGGCUGGGACAGUCUGCUCAGCCCCAUCCUCAACAACUCCCCCGAGGAGUGCAACCCCAACAUCCCCCACACUGGCACCACCGUCCGGGGGAACUGUGGGAACCCGUCAGUGGGCAUCACCUUCUUCGUCACCUACAUCAUCAUCUCCUUCCUGAUCGUGGUGAACAUGUACAUCGCCAUCAUCCUAGAGAACUUCAGCGUGGCCACGGAGGAGAGCACCGAGCCGCUGAGCGAGGACGACUUUGAGAUGUUCUACGAGGUUUGGGAGAAGUUUGACCCAGAGGCAACGCAGUUCAUCGAGUACGCCAAGCUGUCAGACUUUGCCGACUCGCUGUCGGAACCGCUGCGCAUCGCCAAGCCCAACAAGAUCAAACUGAUCUCCAUGGACCUGCCCAUGGUCAGUGGGGACAAGAUCCACUGCCUGGACAUCCUCUUUGCCUUCACAAAGCGUGUCCUGGGCGAGUCGGGCGAGAUGGACGCCCUCAAGCAGCAGAUGGAGGAGAAGUUCAUGAUGGCCAACCCAUCCAAGAUCUCCUAUGAGCCGAUCACAACGACUCUGAGGCGAAAACAGGAAGAGGUUUCGGCUACAGUGAUCCAGAGGUGCUACCGCAGGCACCUGGUCAGGCGGCAGAUGAAGGCCGCCUCCUACUUGUACCGGCAGAUCACCACACCUCGGCACGCCGGAAGUGAAGGUGAAGAGGGCGGUGAGGUAGUGUUCGGGGAGGAUGCGCCUGAGAAAGAAGGGCUGAUUGCCGCCAUGAUGAGGGAAAACUACGGUUCGAGUUUGUUGGGGAUAGAACGCUCUGAGACGAUUUCCUCCACCUCGUCCCCUCCGUCCUACGACAGCGUGACGCGAGCCACGUCAGAGAUCUUUCACCCGCUCGCUGCCAAGACAGACACGAUCACUGUCGACACUGCAGGCAGCGAACCGAGCGAACAGUCGCCGUCAAAGGUCGACUCUGACAGGCAGCAGAAAACGCUACCAUAGCAGGAACCAAAAAGCAAAAAAAAUUCAACAAAUGAGGAUGUCCUUGUUUUGGGUGAAGCCUGUUUGUUCUUUUGUUUACUGAAUGUACCAUAGCUGAGGAACGCUGAGACGGCGGCAGAGAAAAGCUAUGAUGGAGGGACUGCAAGAGGAGUCGAGUGAAGGAGCAAACAAAGUGGAAUAUUUACUACCUUUAAUGUUAUUUCCUGUUCCCUGUGGAGAUUCCUGGACUCAAGUCAACAGCGUUUUUGGAGUUUCUUAAAGGGGAGCAGAAAAACUGCAAUAACAGAGAGGGAAGCCCCGUCUGUCCAGUCAACUCUCGCCUUUGUUGGAGUGAAAGACAGAAGCGUAGAUCCCUUUGACCACUCGGGUCUCUGUUGUCGACCAGAGCCGACGGUUCAGAACACUGACUGACGUUUGACCUCAGCUACAGGAGGUCCGAGGGGUCAAAACUACUAUAUCAGAUGUAUCCAUCAUUUAUUGGCCUGGGGGGUUUGUGCCUUCCCACCGUUGAUCAAUAUUCUCAGAGUACGCCCGGCUGUAAGAGUGUUCCUGGAGGUGUUUCUCAACUCGUUAACAGUUGACGGCUUUCCGACCGACUGAGCGAGACUCGAGAGAGGAGGGAAAAUAAUGACAACGUGAUUUAAACAAAAUGUUUUCGUAGUAAAAGUAUAACUUUGUUGAUGUUACCAGUCUUUUAAUAGCGGUACGAUUAUUACUAUUUUUUAUAUUUUUUAGAGUAAGUUGAAGAAAAAAAAAUAAGCAGUGUCUCUCUUUCGACAUGCUUUGAGAAAGUGUCUGAACCACCACGUUGUGCUCGAUAAGAGGAGAGGGCGCAAACACGCAAACACCUGAGGAGCAACUUCACCUGUUUCUGUUGGCAGUUCUGAGUUUACAUGUGCGGUCACUUUACUGCACCUGGGCAAAGACGCGUAACAAAAAAGAGGCCCGGGAGGUUUUUAUUUUUCCUCUGAAAACCUUUCAGAUAACACCAAAAACUAAUACAAGUGCACAAUGAGAUUUUCUACACAGUCCCGGACUCUUCCAACAUGUGUUUUGCCCUGGUGGGGAACAUCCUCAUGUCCAUCCAUUUUUUUGAGGGGCUGUCGGGUGAUUUGUUGUAAAAGUCCAGAGAGUAAAGUAGAUUCUUUGAGCUUCAUUUCACGAACAAACCAAAAGAUUUUCCAGCUGCUGUACCACAUUUCAGGAGGAUAAAACUGGAGGAUCUUGGCUCGUAGACCAUCGAUCAGUUCUGAAUGAUUUGGCAGCAAUUAAGUGUUCAGAUAUGUUGUCAAAACUUCUGUUAGAUGAGAAUCAAUAAUUUGGUGCAAAAGUUCAGCAAGUGAUUUAUUUCUUAUUGUCUCAGAUUCAUAUCAUAAAACCCUGAAGACACCUCAAGUUGAUUUACCUUUUUCCAAAGCAGGAUUUAAUACAUAUUUAGUUAAAGGACCAGACUGAAGGUUUAGAUGAAUGUGGCAAAUAUAAAAAUGUGUAAAACAUGUAUGAUUGUGCAACAAUUCAUCAGUCUUUGAAAUGUGAGCGAUGUCCUCGUGUCUGAAUCACUCACAGCAACUUUUUAAUAUGAAGUUUUUCCUCCGUCAGAGGAUUUAAUGUUCGCUGUACGGACUUUUUCCACAAAUCACCCGCUGUCAUCAUCUCUCCGUCUGGUCAGAGUUCGGCUCGGCACUCGAGAGCUUGAACCAAAUUCUUCAAAGUUAAACCGGUUGAAGAUCUUUGAGGUCGACCAGCCCGACCGGAGUGCGACAAUCAACUCAGCACAUCGAGCGUCAGGAUUCCACCACGUUUAGUUUCAUUAGGAGUUCACACUGGUUUUGCUUCAGAUCAUCAGCGUCCUGGAAAAACCUUCGAAACACAAAAACGUGUCGCGGCAGCUGAGAGACAGCAGGUCAGAUUGUUUCUCCCGUUUUAAAUGUUGCAGCAGAUCAGGAGUCAGUUGUUGACACUGAUAUCUCCAGACUGCAGAUGUGAUGUCAUUUUUCAUUCUAACAGUCUGGAGCUUGUUCAGACUGAAUACUUCUGCAGGAGAUAUCUGCUAAUGUGUCGCUGCUCAGACAUCAGAUGAAUGUUGCUCCUGGACCAGACGUGACGUGUGAUCGUGACGCCAAAACUUUGUGGUUUGGAACAAACGACCAGAAAACUACGCACACAUAGGAGACGUUGUUCUUUCUGUUGGGAAAAAGUGUUUCUGAACCUAAACCAUCUUUUCCUAAACUUAACCAAGUAUUUCUGCUGCCAGCACAGAACCAAGAGCGUCAUCAGUAUGAUAAUAUGAGAGUUGUGUUCUCACCACAUUCAGCCACAGCAGCUCGAUCUGAAUUUGGACCUUAAAUCAAAAUCCACAACCUCUAAAAUAAGAUUCAACCACAAACGAUUCAUCAAGUCUCAAUCCUUAAAAACUUCUCCCAACAUGCAUCUGUUCACUAAACUGUCCUCUUUUAUUUUUCAGACAGUUUAUGAACUUAUCGUGAGCAGAUAAAAUCUAUUUUCAGCAUUUUUUCAGAUAAUCCAGCAGGUUUUUCUCUUAAUUAUUCAGACAAAGACACAGGGGAAUUUUCUCAACUGUAAAUAAACAAGUAGUCUCUUUUGAUACCAACACAAGCCACAGAGCUCUGACAUCACAUCCACAUGACUGGUCCUGGAACAGCAAUAAUUAAAUAAGUAAAUGAACAACAAACACUGAGGACAGGCUUCGUCUGCAUGUGGACAAAAUGUUCAAACUAUCUGGAUGAUUUGAAAAAGGUUUUUCCAGAGCGUCGGUGUGACGACGCCGAGAGCUUCUCUGCUUCCUGUUUCCACCAAAUGAUUUGAAGAGUUUCGUUCGAUCAAUUAAUUGGAAUUAGUUUUCUCAGUGACUUGAAUGUGCAGGUAAAGUCAAAGCACAUGUAAACUUUAGUGAACAGAUUAAGAAGUUUUCCGUGACAAAUGUUGGAUUCGGCAGAAAGCGUCUUAUUUUUCCACCUGAAGGAUAUCUGAGUGCGAAAGGAGACUCUUCAAAUCAAAACACAGCGUUAUUUAUUUAUUUAUUUAUUGACUUUGUUUUCUGGUCGAUUGCUUUAUUUUAUCCAGGAUUUGAUUUUUUCAUAUUUUUAUUUUUUGCACGUUUUAGCUGCGUCCUGGAGGAGGCCGAGCGAGGCCGAGCGAGGCGGCUCUUUAUCCAUUUUGCACAGAGAAACAAAUAAAAACAAACCGCGUCGAGCAAUAACGGUUUGCCGAGACCUUUUGAGUGAGUUCUCCGGUGACGCUUGACUUUCACAGGAGCUUUUUGUCACUGCGUGGAUCUGUGAAGAAACGCUGGGAGGAAAUGCACUUUAACACCUGGAGCAUCGGCUGAACUCUGACGAGUUUCCCGGCUGACAGUGUUAUCGUGGUUUGACGGACAGGAGCUGCUGUGAAGGAGCGUCGCCGCUCGUUUUUAUUACGAUGAAGUGUCAAAGUGUGUGUGUACAGCGUUCGUUCAGUCUGCUUUGAUCUCAAUAUUUGGAACAACCUCUCUCUCUCUGUCUCUGUUGUCGUGGUCACCCGAGGGAUCUUUACUAAACGCUUUACUAGACUAAUUUAAAAAAGGAAAAAGAAAAAAAAACAGUUUUACUGGCACCGUCUGGACUCUAUUUCUACUAGAUUCUAUUGAGAAUAGAUAACCAUAUUAACUAGGUAAAUACUUAAGACACUGCUGAACGCUGCUGCGAGGCGUAUUUCAGGUUGCAGUUGUGCUGAAGGGCUGUUUUCAGUAGCAAUAGACCCAGAGUGUGCCUGCUACAUACGAACCCCAACACUCCAAGCCAUGCUUUCCCAUUGGUUGAUUGAUAACGUGCUUGAUUGAUGGACUGGUUGAUGCUUUGAUUUCCUGACUGGCAGGUUGAGUGAUUAUUUGAUUGGUUUAACAUUUGGAUGGUUGAUUGAUGAAAUGAUUCUUUUUUUAAAAACUGAACGAGGUUCCCGGUGCGUCGCCGCCCCCCUCCGUCACCGCUGAGACUCUGAAGUUAUCAGACAAACGGCGCAGACUUGACUGGCUGAUUUAGUCCUACUUCAUAUUUUUAAACAGUCGAAAAAUGUUCAGAUUCACUGAAGUCUGCAGGGUGAAGAGAGGAGCAAUCUGUCCUGACAGCAGUUUCACAGAAGCCUCUUUUAUAACGAUGAUACUCGCAGUGGGAGUUUUAAUGUUGCAGUGCUGUGAGCAGUCGCUGCAACACCGACAGGUUUGUUGUGUCCAGCUGUCUUAAAGGAACAGUUCCUAUAAAACAGUUCAGUCAUCAUCUCCUCCCUAAAUGUUGAUGGAAAGUGGUCAAGAAAACAUUUCUGGAGCUUCACAGUAAAACAACGUUGCAUCAUCAGCGUACAGAAAUGCUGCCUUCCAAGUUUAAGACUCGCUCCUCUGACAUGCUAACUAAAGAAGCAGGGUCCGAAAACUUUUCCCAAACUGAUCUGAAAAGACUUUCAGCUUCUGAAAAAUAUCAAGUAAAACAUUUUGUGGAGCAGUGAAGUCUGGUGUGUUUUGGUUGUUUCUCUGUGGCUCUCUGGCUACUUCAGUUGUUAGGACUUUAUAUCAACAUGGAGGGAGGAGAGGAUGCUCAUUUGUUGGUGAACUGUUCCUUUAAUACAUCCACGCCACCACACAGUAACAGUGUUUGAAGUGAAGAGGAAUAAACCUGCACAAAGUCGCCCUCGCAGUGAACCUUCAGUGAAUCUGGACGUCAGACUCUGGUUUGCACUGAGCACAAAAAAUGCAGUGGAACAUUUCCGUUCAGUAUCAGGACAGCGAGCUGACGUAAAGCUCAGAGUUUGUUCACCUGAAUCUGUGUGAAACCGUCACCGAAGCAAGUAGAGCAACAAAACAAAGACCAACUGCGGCUCUGCGCACCUGAACGUCACUCUGUUCUGACUGUAUGAGCUGAAGAAACCUUCAGAGUAACUCCCAACAUGUCUGAGCAGGAGAGGAAAACUCCAGACGCAGAACAAAUCUGGAACUUUCUCUCCUGUUCAGGUGUGAAAAACUAAUCGUACGUAAAAAAAAA
Acanthopagrus latus (yellowfin seabream) is the source of this 11738-nucleotide messenger RNA. Its product is annotated as sodium channel protein type 4 subunit alpha-like. Gene Ontology annotation, cellular component: plasma membrane; axon; voltage-gated sodium channel complex. Gene Ontology annotation, molecular function: voltage-gated sodium channel activity; protein binding. The transcript is spliced from 32 exons. NCBI's taxonomy places the organism in Eukaryota, Metazoa, Chordata, Actinopteri, Spariformes, Sparidae. Gene Ontology annotation, biological process: neuronal action potential; membrane depolarization during action potential; sodium ion transmembrane transport. The record is from RefSeq and is a predicted model, not a curated record. The coding region runs from base 736 to 6708 and encodes 1990 amino acids.